Messenger RNA from Zygosaccharomyces rouxii, 2784 nucleotides. It is a transcript of the gene GPR1, whose product is annotated as Gpr1p. Gene Ontology annotation, cellular component: plasma membrane. Lineage: Eukaryota; Fungi; Ascomycota; Saccharomycetes; Saccharomycetales; Saccharomycetaceae. Bases 1 to 2784 code for a protein of 927 amino acids. The transcript has a single exon. The record is from RefSeq and is a predicted model, not a curated record. Gene Ontology annotation, molecular function: G protein-coupled receptor activity. Gene Ontology annotation, biological process: adenylate cyclase-activating G protein-coupled receptor signaling pathway.
AUGUCUAAUUUGGUAAAAGAACUGUCUCACACUACAAGACCACCUCUACCGACGAAUAAUCCUCAUGAUUUACCGCUACCGCACCAAUUACUUCACCAUAACACUACGGCUGCCAACCAAGUCCUAGGUUUACCAGGGAUGUUCUCCACAUUCAACGCCGGUCAGUUAAAAAGGUUGAGAACUGUUGCAAUUACUUCAUCUGCAUUGUCACUAGCCUUUGGUGUCGUGGCGGUUUUCUGUCUUAUUAAUAUUGACAAAAGGCGUAAAGUCUUUAGACAUGACCUUCUGUUUUUCCUGAUCGUUUGUGGGUUUAUCAAAGCUUUGGUUCUUAUGAUCUAUCCGAUGGUGAUUUUAAUCAGAGACAGUGUCUAUUUUAAUCCAUACUUUUUUAACAUUUUGGGGUGGUUUACGGCAUACACGGUGGAAGGUUCAGAUUUAGCUAUCUUCUUCUUUGCAGUCCAUUUUGGGCUGCUGAUCUUUAGACCUUCCAGGAAAUGGCGAAACAGAAGAACAGGGAAUUUAGAAGGAGGCCUCUAUAGGAUGAGAGCUCUGAUAUGGCCAUUAACUGGUUCAAUACCGCUUUUGUUAGCUAGUCUAGCGUUCGUGGAUUUUACAAUUAUUGAUGAAAAGAAAUUACUAGAGGAAACUACAUUGGUGUUGUAUAAUCAAAGAUAUGAAUCCAAAAAUUAUGCAAGAAUUGGUGGCUAUAAGCCAUACAGCGCAUGGUGUUACUUGCCUCCAUAUCCCUUGUGGUACAAACUAGUUUUGAGUUGGGGACCCCGGUACUUUUUGAUUAUAUUCAUUUUAACUCUUUAUGCUGCCAUCUACGCAUUUGUGGUGAAGGAAAGCAGAAAGAUCAAGAGAGAAUUGGGCGAUUUUAGACGGAACAAUGAUGGAGAUGAAGAUAGAGGAAGAAAAAAAUCUGUGAAAAGCAGAAGCCUUCGAUUCUCGCGGUUUUUCACUAAGCCAAUUGCUGCUUUGAUGAGAGCCAUUAAAAGCUUUUGUAUCUCCACAGAUGACAUAAGCGAACAGGAAAGAGAUGUCUCAGGAGCAGGUACUCAAGAACAUGGCAUGUUCCUUUCCUUUUUCAACGGUAUGAAUGAAGCAAAUGGUCGAGGGGGUCACGACCACAACAAACAUACCGGCAACAACGAUGGUUAUCAUAAUGACAAUAAUAAUACUAAUACUAAUAAUCAUAAUUAUAACCAGAAUAAUAUUAUCGGUGCUGGAUUGGGUAAUGAUAGUGGGCGGGUUACGCGACAAAUGAUGGGAAACCCACACCAACUCCAUAUCGAUUCAGUUAUUCAAGAGGGCUGUGAAAAUUUAGACGAAGAAGAAGGCAACAGUCAAGUCUCUGAAGAUUUAUUUGGAGCACUAUCAAAUCCAAGCGGGUUGCACAACGAGAACGAAGCUCCCCCUUCUCCAGAGGAAGAUGAUCACCGAUUAAAGCCUAGUAAUUCAAAAAUGGGCGUAUCACCAAUUCACAGUAUAUUUAGACCAUUAGGUGGUAAAAAAAAUCAUCCUGAAAAAUCCAAUGCGCAUACAGAUCAGAAGAAAGAAAGGGUAAAUGAUGUGCAGGCAGAUUUCCAGAGACACACUUAUGCCGAAAUGAAAAGACGUAGAUUACAGAUUCAGAGAAACGUUAAGUUGAUUUUCGUCUAUCCGUUUUCGUAUAUCGCCAUUUGGAUUUUCCCCUUAGUGGUUGAUAUCACACAAUACAGGUAUGAAAUAACACACGGCCCUAUAGUUUGGCUAGCAUAUAUUGCCACCAUCGUACAGCCGCUAAACUGUUUUGUGGAUACGAUUGUCUUCCUGUUUAGAGAACGUCCAUGGAAAUAUUCUUGGCGUGAAGUGGAAACAAAGGAACUUAUGGAUGCCUAUAUGCUUAAGGGGGAACUAAAUGAAAGUGAUAUUGCGGAAUUAUGCUCCAGUGAAUUAGGUAGAAGAGGCUGGUACUUUCGUGGGAGACUUGAGAGGAAAGAUUGUUGGAGGCAUCAACCAGCAAGAUGGAAACGUAUCGCUUGGUAUCUUUACCGUUUCUUUAAAGGAACUUUCAAAAAAGAUUACGAUUUUAAAGAUAACUGCAAUGACGAAAACUAUUGGAAUCAGUAUUACUCUGCCAAUACAAAAUCCCGUAGCGGAACCACACAAAAACACCCAUCAUUGCAAAAGGAGAGACAAUUUUCGUUCCCAUCUGAUUCCACAACGUUGAGUGAUGCUGCUGCUCAGCAUAACAACGUUAAUAAACGCUUGUCGGUACCCAAUGAAUCUGAAUAUACAAAAGUGCCAUUAUUCUGGAAAGCCAUUCAUUUUCUCCCCAUGUUGAGAGCUAUUGAUUUGGACGAAGUGAAUCGACAAAUUCGUUUGAAAUCUAAAGAUGACGAUUUUGUUAUCCCCGGAUUACAAGCUGUACUAGGUGCAAGUCAUGAUAAUGAUAAUAAAAAUAACAUUGAUACUCGCCGGGCGAGUGUCGCUGAUGGUGGUACAGGCAUUUUCAAACCAGGUUACUCACUCUCGGCUACCAGAAGUGAGGAUAUUGGCGGAUUACCCACUAGAUGGGAGCCAUCUGCAGAAAACCCCCAUAUUAACACUAAUGCUAGUGCUACCGAUGGCGAAGGUCGUAGUAGAAAUGGAACAAGUGUUCCCACUGCUGUAAAUAUGGACUUCAGCGACGUGGUGGGAGAAGGCCCUCACGGUCCUGCAUCGAAGAAACUAUCAUUGGCAACUGUCACACAAGAUGAUGCUAUUGAUAUGCUGGCAUUUUUAAAAGGUCCUACAACAUAG